AUGUUCAAUUCCCAGUGGACGUUGUCAAACUUAUCACUAUUAUUAUCAGCUGUUCUGAAUUUAUCGGAUAUACUACAACAACUACAACUACUACUGAUAAUAAUAAUACUGGUAGUGCUACGACUGUUAUUAAUAUCAUUGAGUUUAAUUCAUUAUUAUUUUAAUCAUUCAUCUCAUUGUUAUCUCACUGGUAUCUUUGAGUGGUUUAGUAACUAUCUACCCUCAUCACAUUUACUCACUUCCCUUUUUUCUUAUUUCGUGGAGUUAAUAUCACUGCCAUCCUCAGCACUGACAUCCUCCUCGUUACUAUUACUGUCAUGGAUAUUCUGCAUAUUGUUUGGUGCUUUAAGUAUAUGGUUCUGGAAAUCAGUACGUUACCUCAGUACACGAUUAUAUCAUCAGAAGUAUAUACUACUAUUUUUCGGAAACAGUAUUAAUGAUAUUCGUAAUUAUAGAAUUUACAGUAAAAUAAAUGUCAUACUACUUACAUUGCACACUGAUUCAAUCAUUUCCAUAUAUAAUUUUAUCAGUGUAUGGAAUUCAAUCGAUACAUUGAAGAGUAUAAUAGAAACAUCAAAAAGACUUAUACAACGUAAACGCUUAAGUCAUGGAAUGAGUACAUUAUUCACUAUAUACUUUGGAUUAUUAAUUUAUGUAGAACUAUGUGGAUUUAAUUAUGCUGAAAGUAGACCGAUUUCAAGUGAAAAUGAACGUAGAUAUGGUAAUUUAGAUUUACAUCCGGCUAAAUCAUCAUCACAGCAAAAGACACCAAAAGUUGUUAUGCCACCAUAUGACCUUGGGUUCAAAGGCCAAAAAACUGACGAACUGAACAAACCAAAAUUAUAUCCACUGUCAUCAUCAUCAUCAUUAUCCUAUCCUUCAUUUUUGAGUGAUUUUAAUGAUAAAUUCGAUCAAAUGAAAGGUUUUCAGUCGGAUGAAACAUAUGUAAGAGAUUCUCAAACACAGCAGCAGCAAAGAAAACAACGCUAUCAGAGAGUAAGUCGUGAUAAUUUUAACUCACAAGAAGAGACCGACAAUGAUGAUGAUGACAAUACUGUCGAAUUUUUCAAUACACGUUUGAUGUAUGAUUCCAAGUUGUCUCAAUCUAAUCAUAUUAAUAAGAAUAGUGUAAGAUCAUACGAACAAUCUCCGUCGGUAUCCUCAUCAAUACCGUCAUUAACAGAAAGAGAGAAAAAUGAACGACUUGACUAUAGAAGAGUAAACCUUGCACCUUCUAAAUCAACAAUACAAAAACAGAUAUUAUAUUCCCCUUACGAUCCAUAUAUAAGAAUGAAUAAUUAUCAAGAAUCAUUUUAUAUACCUGACCAACAAAUUAUGUAUGAAAUGAAUACCCAACAGUACCCCAGCGAACAAGAGAAGACAUGGACCAGAAAAGAUAAUAAUAAUAAGCCAUAUCAACGUCAUGAAUUAUAUGAUGAUUAUACAGUUCAUAUGAAUCAUGAAAAUCCGCCUAGUUGGUUUCCUUUUCCCAAUUAUCAAAGUAAUAAUAAUAAUAAUCCACUAAACAAUCGACCAUUGUAUUCACAACAAUCAAAAAUACCACGCCAACAUCAACUAUCUUCAAGUUUAAAUAGUUACUCAUAUUACAGCAAUCUAAACAAAAAUAUUGACAGUAAUAAUGACAAUAAUAAACGUAAUCCAUUAUCAUAUUUUCCUGAGAUUUCGGAUAUUCAAUUAUCUCAUUUAAUUUAUCAAUACCAAAUGGAAUUAUUACGUCGACAAACUGGACGUUUACCCGAUACUGAUUAUCAAAUGGAGCAUAAUUACUAUGGUCAACCAGUUGAAUCGUCUUCACAACAUUUACCUAAUUAUUAUCAUCCACAAGAUUAUGGAUUACACUUAUCCGGAGUAAAAAAUCACGAUAAAAUUAUUCGAAAAUUCAAUAAUUUAGCUAAUCAACGAUUAAUGACUGGUGUUAAUGAGUUUUUCGACGAACUGGAUCAUAAUAGUUAUGUGAAGACAUUAGAAUAUCUUUAGUAUCAUGCGAUAAUGCGGAGGCGUUUGGAAAUGUAUAGUUUCCUUUUGUCUUGAUUAAUAGUUGACACGCAAAAUGUGAUCUGGUUACUAGUCGGAAAUUUUGGUUAUCAUAAAAUUAACAUGACAAUAAUAACGACACGUAUGCUUAUCCAUCUAUCUGCCUGUAUUCACACACCUAUCUGUCAAUUUAGGUUUUGUAAAAAGCGUUAGAAGUUUAAUGCGGAAAUCGAAUUAGCAUUUAGAAAUAUACCAAGAGAAUCCUUAAAAACAUAGUUAUUUGAAAUGAAAAUGGUUACAUAUGAAUUGAUUUGUGGUUCUGUGAUGUCUUGUGGUUUGGAUGCUACCUGAUAUAUCUGGUCGUCGCUAAUUGUUGUGUCGGAAAAGUUUAUCAUUUUUAAUCGAAACGAGGGACCUCUGCACUAUGUAAUGCUGAGUAUCAUUCUCAAAAAAAUAUAUUUAGUCUUGAGAAAAGACAAGAAAUAAUUAAUUAAGAAUUUGUGAGUAAAUGCUUUCUGUAUAUGUUAGUACUAACUUUAAGUCGAUUUUUAAACUUAGUAUUUCUACAACCUUAUAUUUGUUGAGGUUAAUUUAUUCUUUUUCUAAUAUUUGUUGAUUAUUAUCGUCUCCUAGUGAUUUAUAUGAUAAUUCAGUUCCUUAUAUAUCAAUGUGCAGGCUUCUAAAUCUUUUCAGAUAUUUUUAUUUAUAAACAUAUGUGUUUUCUCGUCGUCGAUACUGAAGACUGAGAUUGGUUACUUGCUUUCCGCAAAUACAAACCCUGAAUGGUUUGUAUUGAUACCAACAUUUUUCCAGAGGUUUUUUAAAAAUAUUUGAGUUAUAGCUAGCAGUGGAACAGAUGAUACUCAUUUAAUCCUAUUUAUAACUCUUUAGCUGGGUUUUCUUGAAUCCCAGUGGUGUAGUAUUGACAGAGACUUUAAUCCACAAAACGAAAACCCUAAUGAAUACGCAACAUAUCAAUUAUACAGCUUAAUGACUAUUAUCCAGUAACUUAUUCGACAACAUAUUAUUGUUUGAUGUCGAAAGAACUCAGCUCGAGUCUUGAUGUAAACAUCAAUACUUCGACAAAGGUACAUCUAGCCGAUGCAACAUGUUUCCUAGAUUCCACUGCUAACCAAUAUCCAGCUCUGAUUAAUACUCAGCCUGUUUGUUUGCAUUAAAUAUUAAAAAUUAACUGUUCUUAUAUCGUAGAUUAAUGUAUUUUCUGAUAGUCACUUUAGUUCGACACAGUUCAUCGAAUCAAAAUACAUUUGUAAAUAGUUUAUUUUACAUAAAUAUGUGUUACUACAUAUUUUGUUGCUCAGCUAGUCUGUUUUAAAUGAUGAAGACGUUUUAAUCAAGCUUAGUGAAAUGUGAGAAAUUCUUAGUUGAAGAACAAAAGUAACAAUUAACAUAUCUUUUUGCCUAAAUCUAAUCCUCCUAGUUGAAUUUAAUGAUUGGUUAGAGACAAUUCAUUCACUAGGGUUUUUUUCGAUUAUGGCGUUAUGGAGUAAAGUAGAGUGUUGGAUGUGUACUUCGUUAAGUGGUUAGAAGUAGCCAACAGGAAACGGGUUCUAUGCUAGUUAGCACACGUCAGCAACCAGUACUAACAAUCUUGAGGAUAUUAAUAUUCCUUCACUCAGUCAGUAAAAACGUAGAACUUCGUACGUACAUACAUCAGUUCGAGUUGCCAUACCACAUUAGCACACAGAUACAAUUAUCGAUUCAAAUCCCGUAGUGGUAGAGGUAGUAAAACUAUAAGCAGUAAUCGGGAAGAUUAGGGUUUGAAGAUGUUAUUCAUGGGGUGUAAUCCAGUGAAAUAAAUUUGGAAAGAGAAAAAAAGGGACACGAGGUUGUGGUCGGACUUGCCUAUCGUGAUGACCCAACCGAGCUAUGUUGGCUGGAACAUAAGUUCCUGUAGGUUCUACCAUGCCAGGUAGGUCGAAUGGAGAGCGGUAAGACUAAAAGUAACAAAUCCAAGGUCCGAAGGCGAAGUCGUACUGCUAACUGUACAGAGGUGUGACAGCAGUAAGGUGUUUCCUUCAGACAACCAGCAUCUGAAGCGAUGCUGCUUUCUCACAAGGAAGGUUAGAGUUAGAAAAGGUCGACCCCCAAAGUGUCAUGCCUCACCUUACCUCAUGGAUCUCCGUCCCCGGUGGUAAGGUUCUUUAAAGAACAGAGCUAACACGUUAAAAUCCUCCCACAAAAAGGCCGUCAGCGACCGGCCUGACGCAGUUGUUCCUUGGGCCCUGUGGUCACGCUCCCAGGUCGUUAAGACCAAUAAUAAUCCAACUUCCUUUUCAGGUUCCACAAGAAAUACCCUUCCUUGGAGUGGGCAUCCGGGAAGUCUUAUCAGCCCUUAUAGUCGUAACAGCACAGGAGGCCAAGUUGGUCACAUUCAAAUCCUCCAAAUUGUUAUUCCUUAUGGGAUUUAAACCUGAGUCAUCAAAUUCCAUAGUCUGAAAUAUUACUACCACUGACUUCCUUAAGAAUGAAGAUAUUUACAGUUGGUUGGCCACUGAGUAGUGACCAAUAUCAUGUUUGUUUAAUCUAUUAGUGCUAAUGGAAUCCUAUCGAUCGUUAUUGUUUUUCUAUUUUGAUCUUUUUUAAAAUUAUUGGAUCCCUUGGAGAUUGGAACGGGUAUCAUACUUCUUUGUAGCUUGAGACGUUAUUAUUGAGCUAUCCGAAGGGCAAUUUCGAGUUAUUCAAAUUAACGGUCAUUAUCGUAACUUAAUGGAUAAAAUUCAAUCAUCAGUAGAUGACUAGACAAACAUGUCACUGGUCACCAUUUAGUGGCCACCUAGUUUUUUAUGCAACUUUCCAUGUGUUUUUCGUGAAUUCGGUUAUUAUUAUGAAUAUUAGGGGAUUAAAUAAUGCAAUAUGUUGAUCAUAUAUUUUUAUUAAAUAUUACUGUCAAAAAUAUUGUAUUUUUAUCAUUAGUAAAAAUAAAUUUAUUUGUUAGCUAGUUUACAUUUUAUUUUUAUCCUACAUUUCCUAUAGGAGACGGAGUAAUUACGCUAGAUG
Schistosoma spindalis is the source of this 5016-nucleotide messenger RNA. The record is from the annotation of a GenBank genome assembly. Lineage: Eukaryota; Metazoa; Platyhelminthes; Trematoda; Strigeidida; Schistosomatidae.